AUGAAUCCUAAGCACGUAAGAGAAGAACGAAACAAACAAGAACGAAUCGAAAGACCACCCGAAGUACAAUGUUCUGAUGCGGAAACUGUGAGGCAACAGUCCGAAGAAAACUCCAUAACAUUGUUUCUGUGUGCUCUUGAAAGACAAACGGAGAUGCUCACGGACGAUGAUGUGAAAGGGAACGAUGUGAUGGGAGAAUGGAGUCGUGAUAUUUCGAUAACAUUUGGCUUGCAAAAUCCGCAACUUGUCAUAAAGAGAUCUCCGAUGGACUGGUCAUGCACACGGAUAAUGCAAGCCAAUGAUCUCUACAAACAAUGGUAUCGAGCAUUUGUUCUACAUGCCGAUUGGGCUAUGGGAAUACCGGACUUUCGAGUACUUUCCUUGGAGGAUCAGGUACAUUUGUAG
Molecule: messenger RNA, 405 nt
Organism: Cylicostephanus goldi
Lineage: Eukaryota; Metazoa; Nematoda; Chromadorea; Rhabditida; Strongylidae
Source: the annotation of a GenBank genome assembly